UUAUGAUGUUGAAAAAGAAUAUACGAUUAGUCCAGAUGAUUUAGAAGAUGAGGAAUUUAAUAAAUUGCGCCAAGAAGUUAAUAGACUCAUCAAAGCAAGUGAGCAUUAUGUUGAUAAAGUUUUAUUGAAAGGUUGGAAAAAUUUAGAAUGUUAUGAUGAACGUAAGACAGUAGAAGAAAUAUCAAGAACAUGUGAUACUAAGAUCAACAAGAUGAUUCUUCUAUUAACAAAUUCAAUUUAUGGCAACAUAAUCAACGGUCAUCUUGAGAUACCAAAACUUCUAAUUUUUGCACAAUUACUUUUCGAAAAUGAACUAGACUUUCCUACUGAUAUAACUGAAGAUGAUUAUGAUAAAUUUAAAAAGAAAGUAAACAAGAUAUUCAAAGAUUCUCACUGGGAUACAGAUAUUGCACUGAUUAAUUUGGAAAAAACUGGUAGUCAUUCUAUCGCUAUACCUUUAGGUCAACAAAUUGCUAAAAAUCAAGUAAUUAUCAAC
This is a messenger RNA of Racocetra fulgida, 496 nucleotides long. The record is from the annotation of a GenBank genome assembly. NCBI's taxonomy places the organism in Eukaryota, Fungi, Glomeromycota, Glomeromycetes, Diversisporales, Gigasporaceae.